This is a messenger RNA of Trichoderma breve, 1485 nucleotides long. RefSeq lists its product as uncharacterized. Lineage: Eukaryota; Fungi; Ascomycota; Sordariomycetes; Hypocreales; Hypocreaceae. The transcript has 3 exons. The record is from RefSeq and is a predicted model, not a curated record. The coding region runs from base 1 to 1485 and encodes 494 amino acids.
AUGGCCGUCCCUUCAAGGCGACAGGCUCGCGCGGCGUCAAGGGCUAGCAGGACCACGGCCUCUAGCAUGGCUCGUAGUAGGAAUUCCACAACAGCUUCAAGCCGCUACUAUGCGUCAAGUCGUCAACACGAUCAGACUUCCAGCUACGUGUCUGGUUCCUACUACGACGACUCUCACUCGUCUUCAUCCGUCUACACAUACGACUCUGCCUACUCAGACGACAGGUCUUCAGAGUCUCACCACGACUCGGACAGUGACAAGAAGGAUGCCGAGGGAGACAACUGCGCCGUAUCGGGUAUUCCUCCUUCUACACUGCCUCCAUACAACUGCAUGCCAGUGCCCGAGAUCUCAGUCCGAUCUUCAGAUCCCGAGACGUUUGCGCAUCUCUUUCCGUCAAUGGACCGUCUGACCAUCCGACAUGACGAUCGAACCGCCGAUGGUAACAUGAACCUCCGCGUCGACGCCAUUGUGCCGGAUAACUCAUCCCGUCGCCGCCGUGCUGUUGCCAUCCAGCUCUUCCACCUGCGUAUGCAUGAUCUUGCCAAGCGAGAAUUCUCCCUGCGACGAUACUGCCGCGACUCUGGCCGCGAGGUUUGCAACUCCAAGGGUGCCAAUCCCCUCCUUGAGCGACCAGCAACCUCUUCCUCAUCCUCGCUCUCACGCUCCGUCACCAGUGCCCUGCGCUCGGUCAAGACCUCAUUCCGCCGAUCCAGCGGCGCCUCUGCUGAAAAGGCUGCCGCCAUGGCUACUACUCCCAACCCUCGUCGUCCUUCAAUCGGCAGCAACAACUCUUGGGGCUGCGGUGGUUCCAUCUACUCUGAGGAUGUGGCUGGUUCCGACUCGGACGAGCCCAAGCUCCCCUCGGCCCGACCCAUCCCGCUCAACACGCUCAAGCUGGAGUUCAGCAACUACGCCCGCGUGGACAUUGUGCGUCGCCCAGGCAAGCAGUACGACUUUCAGUGGUGGGGACACACCUACGCCUGGCGCCGUGUUAUGGACAAGGCGCUUGGAAAGGCCGCGUUCCAUCUGAUUCGCGACAAGGAGACGGAGCCUGUGGCGGUUAUUACGCCGGAAGGCCGGGCCCCAAACCAGGUCGAGGCUGACCAGGCUGCGGGCAACUGGAUUCCCCCGUGCUACAUGUGGAUCAACGACAGCUCUAUCAUUGAGGCUCUUACUGACGUAGCUGAUGUCAUCAUCGCUACCGGCCUCAUUGCUGUCGUUGACGACUCCAUUCUCAGCCGCUGGCCUCCGGCUAAGAAGGCUGGUACUUACACCCGUCCUGUUACCCCAGCUCGGCCUCACACUGCUCCUGGAGCGACUGCCACAACCACCACCACCGCUCCUUCUACCGCUGUUGUGAGCAAAAACAUCACUGUUUCGGUCCCGCAGCCCCGAACAAAGGCUCUUGUUCACGGCCUAUUGAACAAGGCCCAUGCGCUUGGCCCCCUGCGAAACCUCAGGGGACACACUGUCCUUGCUUAUUAA